UCCAUUGGCUGAAGAGGACUCGGCAACCGCCUGAGCCAGUGGGCAGACGGAGGCAGAUGACGUCGAUACGACCACUCCUCCCCGCGCUCGGUAUCUGGAGACGGAGGCUCCUGUCUUAACCCUCUGCGGCCCGGCUGCCCUAUGUGCACUCUGCGGCUGCACCUGCUGACGAUGGUGGUCCUGAUGCUUCCUGACGCCGCCCGGCCGCAGCCCUCCUCCUCAGCCCUACCCCUACCCUCCUCCUCGGUCCUGGGGCCAGUGACGCCCGAAGUGGCGACUGCAGCUCCGCCGAACUCAUCUGAGGGCCCUGCUCCCUGGACCCCAUCAAUGCCCGAGAACGCGACCACGGACCCCUUCCCAGCCCUACCGAUCUGUGUCUGUGACUUGACUCCUGGUACCUGCGAUUUAAACUGCUGCUGUGACAAGGACUGCGAACUUCUCCACCCCAGGACAGUCUUUUCCUUCUGCCUUCCUGGAAGCGUAAGAUCUUCAAACUGGGUAUGUGUGGACAAUUCUCUUAUCUUCAGGAGCAACUCCCCAUUUCCUUCCAGAGUUUUCACGGAUUCCAGUGGAAUCACACACUUUUGUGUCCUUGUGAACAAUUCAAAAUUAAACUAUUUCCAGAAGCUCCCAACAGUCAAUGCAACCAACUUUGAGGCCCUGGCUGCAGAGUUUGGGGGUCAGUCCUUCACCUUGACAUCAGAAACCCAGCCGUCACGACCGUUCUAUAGGGCUGGGGAUCCCAUCCUGACUUACUAUCCCAGCUUGUCUGUGGUGAGCUUACUGAGGCAGCCUGCAGCAGUGGGAGCUGGGGGACUUUGUGCCGAGAACAAUCCUGCAGGUUUCCUAGAGAGUAAAAGCACAGCCUGCACUCGUUUCUUCAGGGACCUGGCCAGUAGCUGCACCUCUGAGCCAGCCCUGGACGCUGCCUCUUACUACAACUUCACGGUCUUGAAGGUUCCUAGAGGUGUGACUGAUCUACAGAAUAUGAAGUUCCAGGUUCCUGUAACAGUUGCCUCACAAAGCAGUCCUCCUCUGCUGGCUGGAAACACAUGUCAGAAUAUUAUCUCCCAGGUCAUCUAUGAGAUAGAAACCAAUGGGACCUUUGGGAUCCAGAAAGUCUCUGUCAGCUUUAGACAGACCAACCUGACUGUCAAGCCAGGUGUUUCUUUACAGCAAGACUUCAUCAUUCACUUCAGGGCAUUUCGGCACAGAGAGGCUGCUUUUCCUACUGGCCCUAGGAGUGGGAAUCCUGGCUACCUCAUCGGGAAGCCACUCUUGGUGCUAACUGGUCACUUAGGUCACUCGAUGACCCUGUUGAAGAGUGAAGGUAAUGGAAUUUGCUCUGUUAAGAGACAUGAAGUACAGUUUGGAAUGAACACAGUAUCUGGGUGCAAGUUAAGACCCAAAGAGGCAAAUUGUAGCCACUUGCAGACGGAGAUUUACCAGACUCUUCAUGGAAGUCCCAGACCAGACCACGUUGCCAUCUUUGGUAAUGCUGACCCAGCCCAGAAAGGAGGGUGGACCAGGAUCCUCAGCAGGAACUGCAGUGUUUCGGCUGGUAACUGCACUUCCUGCUGUUUCAUACCAGUUUCCCUGGAGAUCCAGGUGUUGUGGGCAUAUAUCGGACUUCAGUCCAACCCACAAGCUCAUGUGGCCGGUGCUCGAUUCCUGUACCAGUGCAGGUCUGUACAGGAGCACCAGAAAGGAAUAGAAGUUUCUUUGACCACUGUUGUGAACUUUGUGGACAUAACUCAGAAGCCAGAGCCACCAAGGGAUCAACCUAGAACGGACUGGAAACUGCCAUUUGAUUUCUUCUUUCCCUUCAAAGUGGCAUUCAGUGGAGGGACCAGUGUUCAAAAAGACUCAGCCUCUCUCUUCCUCAUCCUGUGCAUCGUUCUACUUGGAGUUCUCAACUCACAGACCAAGUGAAGAAAGAAAAUAAUCAGGUUUCAUUUUUCCCUGUGGGAAACUCUAAGACAGCCUACUUAUUUUGGCUAAACAGGUCCUCAUGUACUAACGGUUACAGGAGGGAAUUUAGCGAAACAGAACCCAACUAAAAGGAAAAAAAAAAAACAAAAACUAAAAACCUUUUCCAUUUACUCACUACGUAGCCUUGGCUGACCUAGAACUCCCAGGAUAGACUAGGCUGGCCUCCCACUCACAGAAUCUCCCCAACCCUGUCUCCCCAGUGCUGGGAUUAACGGCAUGAGCCACCAUGCCCAGCCAGGAAUCUUUAUAAGUUGAAGAUGGUGGUCUAGAAAAGUGAUUAUACUGUUCCAUCAUUCUAGUGCUCUGAUCAGAGCUCCACAGGCCUUUGGGCACACAGCGGGGUUGUCUGCUUGUAAAGCUGGGCAGGCCAAGGGCCUCCGUCUCUCCACGUUGACUUUCGUCUGUCUGAAGUAUCUGCAAGAUCUGUCUAGCAGCUCACAGACACAUGCUCUUGCCAUCACCCAGAAUGAACUCAGAAUGGCUAGGCCUGCAUUAGCGCUGACACUUCAAGCCAGGAAACUGCUGGCUCUAUAUUUUGUCUUGCUCAUUUUCCAAAGUGUUGCCACACCCUUUGCCCAGACCUGAGUUAGGAAUGUAGUUCUUUCUACUCGUUUUCCAAAGUGAAUGGAAUCCCAUCUCCUCUUCUCACUAGCAAAUAAAUCCACCAGUCCUUUCUGUCCUUCCCUACUUUGUUGUGUGGGGGGUGAUAAAAAUGCCUGAAAACUCUGUGAAGUCCAGCAUCAUGGCAGAAGUUGACAGCCUGUGUUAGACCCAGAACAUUUUUAUGUGUAUGAGGCUUAAAGGGGAGUGGAGACUCUCAUAAACUGUGCAGUAGUGUUCAAAUAAGGGGACUUGGUUGCUUUUCUGGUGAAAUAUUCUUCCUUUAGUCCAGUUUUAUGCCUGACAUCUAUUUGAAGAUGUUUCUUUAAGGAUAAGGUAUUGGUAGAUAAGGUAUCACAGAGCCCUGACUGCCUGGCCAAUCAAUCCACAGAUGGUAACAUGCACACAGACUUCUUGAGGUCAUUUCCUGUUCUUCUUGAGUAAAGACAAAUUGGUUGAAAAUUAUAGUAAAAAACAACAACAACAACAACAACAAAACUUGAAACUUAAAGACUCAUGCUGUCCACUUAAUUAAAGCAAGUUUUUGGUGGAAGAAAUGACAUUAGAUCAAAUUGUUUUAAUUUAAUAAUUUAUUAAAUUCUUUUUUUUUACAUUAAGCCUUGGAAUAAGACAAUGAACAUGAAGUGUUAGGAUGUAAAAAAAAUAAGUCCAGUGAAAAUAUGUGAAACCUGAAAUUCUAAGGCACCAUCCCCAUCUGAGCAAUAUGUGCCACUGGAAACAGUCAGUGCAGCUUGCAUUGAGGGUGAGCUUUGGCCACAUAAUGAGAUUGGCACAAACAUCAAAAUCUGCAGGCCUGGGAAAGUGAAUGGGCCAGGGAAGUGACCUGGGGACCUGGGAAAACCUGAGGGGAGGCCCAGGUAUUACUAUGGACUAAACUGAUCAUAGGAAAAACACUGAGUGGAUUAAACAUGGAUGGAAACUCACUGUGUGGGAAUUUGAAAGCCAGGCAGAGAGGGGGUUGGAGGUUAUUAAUGCUCUGAAACUCAGAUUGGUUUUUGUUUGUUUGUUUGUUUUGUUUUGUUGUUUUAGUUUUUCAAGACAAGGCUUCUCUGUAUAGCCCUGGCUAUCCUGGAACUCUAUAAACCAGGCUGGCCUUAAACUCACGGAAACCUGCUGCCUCUGCCUCCUGAGUGCUGGAAUUAAAGGUGCACUCCACCACCACCCCACUCACAAAUUGUCUUUCAAUAAAACUUAGUUAUAACCCUGCUUCAGGAGCAGAAAAUGCUGACUAUACACCAUCUUCAACUGCUUUAUUAUUUUGUUCCAUUCCAGAGUCCUUAGCAAGUAGCCUUUUCUCUGAAAGGGGCAAAGUUCUUGCAGCAGUUACCACCGAGCGAGAAGCGCUUCUGCACAGCGCAGUCAGGGUCAUGGUUGCUGGCAGCACAGUUCUUAACAGAGCCUGUUCCACAGUUGUGAUCUAGCUAAGAAGCCUUGCUCCCAGACACAGUCACUCCCACCACUAGGGCUUCAAGUUUGGUCUUAGAGGUUACUGGCCCAAUGUGACCAUUUUCCUAAGCUGUGGGCUAGCUGACCCAAUCCACUUGGAGCCAACUACAAGUUCUCUCCAGAAUCACUCCCUCUCCCUCUGUUCUCCUUUGUGCAGAUGCUUAUUCCCACGCCUAGGUCGGGCAUCUGUCAUGUCACCUUUUCUGUUGAUGGAUUUGUUUGUUCAACAUCUCAGGUCUAGAAUCAUUCACACAUGCCCGUCACUUUUGUGAUCUGGAGUUCUCUAAGGUAAAAUACUGACUGAGCCCUGGGUCUGGAGAUUGUGGCUCACCUAUGGAAAGGAACAGGGAGGUGGCGGCUGUGAGAUUCUUUUACAAUAAAUAAGCAAUUAGAAAAAAGAAAACCUGUGUCCAUGU
Messenger RNA from Psammomys obesus (fat sand rat), 4475 nucleotides. RefSeq names its product tectonic family member 3 (gene Tctn3). NCBI's taxonomy places the organism in Eukaryota, Metazoa, Chordata, Mammalia, Rodentia, Muridae. The record is from RefSeq and is a predicted model, not a curated record. The transcript is spliced from 14 exons. The coding region runs from base 142 to 1932 and encodes 596 amino acids. Gene Ontology annotation, biological process: cilium assembly; smoothened signaling pathway.